GCUCGUUUCGCAUAUGAUGAAUGCGGUUUCGCUCAGUGCCGCUUGCUACUCGUUUGCACCUUUCGGUUUUUUUUUACAUUGGCUGACCCAGGCAUGCACAAACAGGCAUCGUGUUUCUUCCCUGUCCUGUUUAUUGAGGCUGAAAUCAACCCGUCUACACAAGAAGCACACAGGCUCUGUCCAAGAUGACUUGUCUUACAGUUUACCUCCGGAAGCCCCCUGGUAACUCUCCUGAGACAUCAUCUUUAGUCAUUAAUUCAUAUGGUCAGCUCAAACUGUCAGUCUUCAAAGAGCGUGAAAUACUCGUUGUCAGCGUUUUGGAGGCAAGAGACAUGCUGAGUGACUUCCAAGAGUCCUGUAACUCCUAUGUUAAGGUUGGCAAGUUUCCUGACAGUGAUCCAAAGGGAAGGCAGAAGACUCCGAUGGUUCCUCAAUGUAGGAAUCCCAUCUUUUUGCAGACUUUUUACUUUAAGGUCAGUGAGGAGGACCUUCAGAAGAGACUUCUCUUUACAGUUUGGAACGCUGACUCUACAUCAAGAGCGAGUGUUCUGCUUGGUUGCAUGAGUUUUGGCCUGCGCUCCCUUAUGGAUGCAGACAAGGAAACUCAAGGAUGGUACUAUCUGCUUGGGGAAGAACUGGGGAGAUGGAAGCAUCUUAAAGUGCCAGCUGAACACAAUCACCACAUCACUGAGGCUGUGCUGUCGAGCCAUGGUGCUGCCCCUGAGACUGAUCAGCCUGAGAAUAUGCAAUGCUUAACAGUGACCAUCCUUCGAGGGAAGGAUGGAUAUGGAUUCACCAUCUGCUCAGAUUCCCCUGUGAGGGUGCAGGCUGUUGAUCCAGGGGGUCCAGCAGACCAGGCUGGUCUGCAGCAGCUGGACACACUCCUGCAGUUAAAUGGUCAGCCAGUGGAACAGUGGAAAUGUGUGGACUUGGCCCACGCAAUAAGAAACAGUGCCAAUGAAAUUACAGUGGUGGUGUGGCGUACCAGUCCCUCGGCUAAACCCAGUUUUGAAGGCCUCAUCCACCGGCCCUCUUACAAACCCUCAACCUCAAACUACGACGCUCCCUCCCCGCCCACCCGCAGGCGCGCGCCAGAUGUCGGCCCAAGCAAAGCUCCGCCAGCGGUGCCGCCUCUCCCAGCGCACCACCGCCCUACUGCAGCCCACAGGCUGCUGGUGAACGGCUCUGAAACUGGAAACAGUGUCGGUGGGAGCAGAGGGACGCUGGCGUGGGGAGCCCACAUGGGAUCGGCUGAGGAGCUGGAUGGUAAACCUCGUCUCCUCCAUCAUCCUCCAACCGCCACAUUAAAGGGAACCAGGGUGAAGGCAUCCAAUGGGGACAAUUACAUCAUCCUGGCACCCAUCAACCCUGGAAGCCAGAUACUGAGGCCUGUGUAUACCGACAACCAGGGUACAUUAGGUUACAACAGAUUGUACUCCACACGGCAGACUACUGGUCCACAGCCUCAGAGCAGUGCUGGUGGUAGUAAUGCCUUUACUGGGGGUGUUACUGGUGGUGGUGGCAAUGGUGGUGGUGGCUUCUCCAGCCGUACUGGGUUCCUGCGACGAUCUAACAACUCCAAGGCGUCAAAAGGCUCGUCCACCUCCCCCACUGUCGGCCUCGCUAACUAUCAACAACAGAAUGCCAAUUUUGCUAACUACCAGAACUGUACGAUUGUCCGCUCACAUACUCCACACGCCAAUUAUGGGUAUGUCAAAGUCGCGCCGAAGAUCCUCAUCUUCCCCAUAUUUGUUCAGCCUCUGGAUCUGUGCAGCCGAACACUCAUCAUAUCCGAGGAGAUGAUUCUACAUGAGAGCAAACACCACUCUUUAAAGGUCACAGUGUUCGUCUACAAAGAUCUGUUGCUCAUAACGAGAGAAAAUGAACCUGGAAGAUGUAAUGUCCUGCAGAGUCCUCUGUACCUCAGACACCUCCGUCUACAGGAUGAUUAUACUGAUGGGAUGAGAUUCUACCUGAUUCACAUGACCGAGAAGUGUGACUGCCUGCUCAGCCUGGAAGCCUAUUCAGCGGACCAGAAGCGCCGCGUGUGUCAGUGCCUGAAGGACAACAUUGACAAGCAACUCCAGCUUCACAGGAGGGAGCCCUCCGUUCCGCCUUUUGAACAGAUGUUGGAGCCUAAGGUGGAUGCCUCUUCUUGUGAGCUGGGUGGCGUAGAAGGAGACAGGGAAAGUGUGGGCCUCCACAUGCCGACGCACAGCCCUGAAGGUGAGGACAGCAGCCUGUAUCCCUCCAGCCCCUCGGAGCCUGCGACGCUCGGAAGUCCUCAUCCCUCAGAGCCACUCACACCUUUGGAUGAAGUCUACAUGCCCCUCGGAGGUCUGUUGGGAUUGGGGGACCGACAUAAGGUGCCUCCCACACCACCUCCUUCCACAGAAGGCGAAGACUCAAAGAGCAUAGACGGGCACGAGAUGGACAUAUGGAAAGAGAGUAAAGAUGUGGAGGAGAAGGCAGCGGAAGAAGAGGAGGCGUUGGAGGAGGGGAACAGCAAAAGGAGUCAGGAAGGGGAGAAAGAUGAAGAUGCAGAGGAAGAACAUAGAUAUGAAGAAGAGGCCAACUUAAACCUCAUUGUGUCAAACACAGACGAAGACAAUGUCUCCGAGCCUCCUGACACUAAUGCUCCUCCUUCCUCCUCAUCCUCCUCAUUUGUCAUCCCCGAGCUGCGUCUCGAUCGCUCCUUCAGCGCCGACGCCCUCUCCUCCCCCAACACAGACGAAGAAGAAUACGACGAGGAUGAGGAGGAAGAGUCAGAGGAGGAUGACGAAGACGACAGCGAUGACGCUUACUUACAGCGAACUGACAGCAAGCGCCGGAGCAUGGUGGAGGGCGCCACGUGUGAGAAGCACGGCGGAGGGCGGCUCAGCGUGCAAAACUCCCUGCGGCGGCGCACGCACAGUGAAGGCAGCCUCCUGCAGGAACCCCGCACGCCUUGCUUCACCUCUGACAAUGCCAUCAACUGUCUGGAGGCGGGGGGUGUGCACCCAAAGGGUGGCUGGACGCUUCCUUCACCCAAAACCUUAAAGAAGGAACUGAUGAAGAACGGGGGCUCCAUGCACCAGCUAUGCAUGCUUUUCUCUGGGAGGAAGCUGAGCGCCGGAUCCCCCUGCAGCUGUGAGGUCAGCCCUAACGGCACAAAGAAGAAGUCCAAGAACCUGGCCAAAGACAUGAAGAAUCGGUUGGCUUUCCUGCGGAGGAGGAAUGAGUCCCCAGGAAGCAACCCAGCCGGGAAGUUAGACAAAUCUAUGAAGUCAGUCAAGCCCACCCCAGAGGAAGCUCUCAAAUGGGGGGACUCGCUUGACAAGCUGCUGACGCACAAAUAUGGUCUGGCAGCCUUCAGAGCUUUCCUGCGCACAGAGUUCAGUGAAGAGAAUCUGGAAUUUUGGCUAGCAUGCGAGGAAUACAAGAAAAUUAAAUCGCAGUCCAAGAUGGCCUCAAAAGCCAAGAAAAUCUUUGCUGAAUACAUCGCGAUACAGUCAUGUAAAGAGGUCAACCUGGAUUCAUACACUAGAGAUCACACUAAGGACAACCUGCAGAAUGUGACACGCUCCUGCUUUGACUUGGCACAAAGGCGGAUAUACGGGUUGAUGGAGAAGGACUCAUACCCCCGCUUCCUGCGCUCGGAACUCUACUUGGACUUAAUUAACCAAAAAAAGGCCAGCGCCACAUCAACCUCAUCCUCCUCAUAAGAGACGAGGAAGGACAUAAGGAGAAAUGAAAGAUGACGACAGACACAAAUGGGCAGACUUGGAAGAAAAGAAAAAAAUAAAACCCGACAGUGGUUGGGGUGUGAGCUUCAAUGUUUGCCUUUUUGAUUUUGUUUUUACGUGUGCGUAUGUACGUCAUCCUGUUAACUAUGAUUUCUGUGAUGCGUGAGAGGACAUGAGGAAGGUUUUGGCACUGCAAAGGAAUGUAGUUUACACAGUUACCAGAUAGAUGGAUGGAUGAAUGGGUGGAUGUUAACGAAAUUUACAGACGCCCAAAAAGCAAGGGCUGGAACAGAAAUUGAGCGCCUGUCUGAUCACUGUUUCUGAUGUGCUUUUUUUUUAUGCUAAGGUCAAAAGAUGCAUUUGUUUGUGUUUUUGUCCAGUUGUACUAGAGAAAAGGAGGGGGUUGCACCAAAAACCCUGCAGACAUGAAGACAGUCCGGUACUGUUUUUGUCAAUUUUUCCCUUUAGCUCCGAGUUUAAACGCUCCUCUUGCACCACCAUGUCCUCCUUUGUAAAGGAACUUCACCGCUGUUGGUACGAUUAAAAAGGUCAUUUCUUUCUUUUUGCCCUUUCAUCAGAGCUUUGGUGAUGGAGGUCGCAAAGGUGUUUGAAUCAUAAUUACCUUUCUGUUAAAAAAAAUGUCCAUUCACUUAAAGCUUCUAUGAAUGGCCUUUUGCUUUUUUCAAUUCAAGACUGGACACAUCAGCGGAGACAGAUAAGCAAAGAAGAUGAACGGAUGAACCAGAGUCGCAUUCAAACACCAAUGGGAGAACGACUCCCUUCCCAAGCACAUUAAAAGCUUGAAGCCUGAAUUGGACAAAAAAAAAAAAUGACGACUUGCUUCCUGCCUCCAAAGACUCUCUACUUAAAGGAACUGAAAAUCCAGAACUGAACAUCUCCUUUAACAUUGUAGCUCAUUCCGGACUAAUCAGGAAGCAUUCUCAGGACGUUGCUAUUGUAGCUUGGUUUAUCUUCUUUGCUGUUACUGGUUUUCUACACACACUUGUUGCUUUUUUCCCCCCCCACUACUUUUUAUUGAUCCAAUCUGCACUCCCUUAUCCUUCCGCGCUACGCACAAACGUUGCUCAUUUCCUAGCAAAAAGAAAUGUUUUAUGUGUACAAAGGUUUGCCUAUUUAUUUAGAUUAACUUGCUGGACGCUUCUAAAGAAGACACCUUCAUGUCUUCUCAAGCACUCGCCCUGAAGCUUUUUACUUUCCUCUUAACCACCAAACAGGUCCAAUGUUGUCCUAAUCUUUAUAAGUGCAAUAUUUUAUUUGAUUUUUUAUUUUAUUUUAUUAUCAUGUUUGGUUUGUUCAUUUAUUUAGAUAAAUAUGGAUUUUUAAUGGGGGAAGACGGAACAGCUUGAGCUCUGCAUUACCUUUUAUUUGUUAAGAGAAACAUAGUUCGAGCUAUAAGGUUGGCUUAAUGUAAACUUCGAGAUGCAUAAGUAGUUUAUUGUGUUUAAAGCAACUGAUUCUGUGUUAACACCCUAGCAGCAGGCAGCUGGGGAAGUAAUGGUUGUACAUAUAAUUCUUUAAGAAAACUAUGUGAUAACACAUUAAAAAAAUGAACAAAAAAAAAAGACAACAGGUCUCUUCUGGUAUGAGUGAGGGACGCAAUUGUAUCUAUGUAAAUACAAGAGACUCAAAACUAUAAGAUAACAUAUUGUUAAAAAUAGGUUGGAGCAGGUACAAUCUGCUCUGUUCCCCUGGUCAUACACUGCUUGUAAGGAGUUUUAUGAAAUGCAUUUAAUCAUUUUCACUGUUUACAAUUCUAAAUGCAUCUCCUAUGAUAGCAAGUGAAAACAGUAGAGUACAUUUGGUGUCAUUGCUAAUGAUAAAUAAACCAACCAUCUGUUAAAGUAAA
This is a messenger RNA of Poecilia reticulata (guppy), 5592 nucleotides long. RefSeq names its product regulator of G protein signaling 3a (gene rgs3a). Gene Ontology annotation, molecular function: protein binding. Lineage: Eukaryota; Metazoa; Chordata; Actinopteri; Cyprinodontiformes; Poeciliidae. The record is from RefSeq and is a predicted model, not a curated record. Gene Ontology annotation, cellular component: plasma membrane; nucleus.